UGAGUCUUUUGCUUCUCCAUUAAUGGAGGGAAGUUCAUAAAAUUUCUCCAAAGUUCAAAAAGCUACACCACCUUCUACUUCUGGCGCCAUUUGCAGUUACCCUUCUCUCUUUCAAACUUCUCUUCCAUUUCUAGAAAUAAAAAAACUCACACUUCUCUCUGAGUUUCCCUUUCAAAUUCUUUCUUCAUGGAAGAAAAAGAAAGCACUAUAUCCGGAUCAACAGGUGGUAACUCGUACACUGACUCACCUCCACCAGUGAGUAACAACGUGUUGUUGCCGCAACCGCCGCCGCCGUCGUCUCAAGUAGCGGUCAGUAAUGUGGAAAGGAACAUUGAUCUUAGUGCAGGGGCAAUUGCAGUUGCAGCAGCCCCAGAAAAUAAUAAUAACAAUAAUAAUAAUAGUGGUGGUAGCGGGGAUUUGUUUGGAAAGAAAAAAAGAGGGAGGCCGAGAAAAUAUGAUUCUGAAGGAAACUUGAGGUUGCAACCUUCUUCUUUUCCACUUGUAUCGUCACCUCCUGGUUUUACUUUGACUCCUUCUCCGGAUUAUUCUUCUUCAAAAAGGGGUCGAGGUAGGCCUCCGGGUUCUGGUAACUGGCAGCUUCUUGCUUCUUUAGGUGAAUUGUUCGCGAACACAGCGGGAGGGGACUUCACACCUCAUGUUGUAACCGUUAAUACUGGGGAGGAUGUUGCUGGAAAGAUUCUUUCGUUUUCGCAGAAGGGUCCUCGAGGAAUUUGCAUUCUCUCGGCUAAUGGAGCUGUUUCUAAUGUUACCAUUCGCCAACCAGGGUCCUCUGGUGGUAUCUUGACAUAUGAGGGUCGCUUCGAGAUACUGUCAUUAUCUGGUUCAUUCACAGUCAGUGAUACAGGUGGCGUAAGAAGUAGGACCGGUGGAUUGAGCGUUUCGUUGGCUGGACCUGAUGGGCGUGUUAUAGGUGGUGGUCUUGCUGGUUUAUUACUGGCUGCUAGCCCUAUCCAGAUUGUGGUAGGAAGUUUCAUGCCAAAUGGUUACAAGGUACAUAAAAGGAAGCACCAUCGAGAACAUGCGAUUCCUUCUAUGUCUCCGGGUGCUCCUGAUACAGUGACAGCAGCAAGACCAAUUUCACAGGCAAAACCUUAUGGGGAGACCUGUUUGACCCCUGUAACUCCAAUACUGGUACAAAACCACGCAGAAGUGAAUAACACCAAAAACAACGAACAAUUGCCAAAUGUCACAUCAUCCCCUAGUCCGGGUUGGAAUGGCUCAGAGACCACAUCUAACCAGGGGCCAUCUCCUGAUAUCAAUGUGUCUUUGCUCAGUGAAUAGGCUGUACAAGGUGUAUUUCGAGACUUGGAGGCUGAUGUGAUAACUGGAUGAACUAAUCUUAUUUCAUUUUUAUUGUAACAAUUAGAUUAAUUAACAUGAAGUUCCCAAAUUGCUGCCUGAAAUUUAGAAAUUAGAAACAAAUGCAGCAUUCAUUUUUUAGCAAUGUUGUAGAAGUAUUUUUAUUUUACAAAAAUACUGAUCGUCAACUGAACUAAAUUAAGACAAUU
Molecule: messenger RNA, 1529 nt
Organism: Pistacia vera
Lineage: Eukaryota; Viridiplantae; Streptophyta; Magnoliopsida; Sapindales; Anacardiaceae
Product: AT-hook motif nuclear-localized protein 7-like
Exons: 6
Coding region: 187-1302 (371 amino acids)
Molecular function (GO): minor groove of adenine-thymine-rich DNA binding
Source: RefSeq, a predicted model, not a curated record